Trichophyton rubrum CBS 118892 is the source of this 2367-nucleotide messenger RNA. RefSeq lists its product as uncharacterized. The transcript is spliced from 2 exons. NCBI's taxonomy places the organism in Eukaryota, Fungi, Ascomycota, Eurotiomycetes, Onygenales, Arthrodermataceae. The record is from RefSeq and is a predicted model, not a curated record. The coding region runs from base 1 to 2367 and encodes 788 amino acids. Gene Ontology annotation, molecular function: protein-N-terminal amino-acid acetyltransferase activity; protein binding. Gene Ontology annotation, biological process: N-terminal peptidyl-methionine acetylation. Gene Ontology annotation, cellular component: cytoplasm; NatA complex.
AUGAAGGGUCUCAUGCUGAGUUAUCAAGGUCAAGCAGAGGAAGCAUUUGCGCUGGCUAAGAUGGCUCUCAAGAAUGAUAUGAAGUCGCAUAUCUGCUGGCAUGUCUAUGGCCUGCUCUACCGUGCCGAGAAGAACUACGAUGAAGCUAUCAAGGCGUACAGGUUUGCCUUGAAGCUCGAGCCUGAGUCCCAACCCAUACAAAGAGACCUGGCCUACCUACAAGCUCAGAUUCGAGAUUUCCAAGGAUACAUCCAGAGCAGAGCUACGAUGCUUCAGCAACGACCUGGUGUCCGCCAGAACUGGACUGCGCUUGCAAUUGCUUACCACCUUGCUGGCAACCUUUCGGAGGCAGAGAACGUGCUCACGACUUUCGAAGAGACUCUAAAGACGCCCCCUCCACGAACGGAUAUGGAGCAUUCCGAAGCUAUUUUAUAUAAGAAUAUGAUUAUUGCGGAAUCAGGUAACUUAGAAAGGGCUCUUAAGCAUCUCGAGUCUGUGGGCAAGCAGUGCUUUGAUAUACUUGCUGUUAUGGAAAUGCGCGCGGACUACCUUCAACGACUUGGCCGAACUGCAGAAGCUGCUACUGCCUAUGAAGCUCUACUAGAGAGAAAUCCGGAAAACUCGCAGUACUAUGACCGUCUCAUUGAGGCGAAGGGAAUAUCCAAGGAUGAUCACAAAGCAUUGAAAGCUGUUUAUGAUUAUUGGGUUGAGAAAAACCCUCGGGGAGAUGCACCUCGACGCAUUCCUCUGGAAUUCCUCGAAGGAGAUGACUUCAAAGAAGCUGUUGAUGCAUAUCUUCAGCGGAUGCUACGCAAGGGUAUACCAUCUACAUUUGCCAACAUAAAGACCCUUUACGCCAACCCUGCCAAACUAGCUGUCGUGCAGGAGCUGGUGGAAGGCUACGCUGCCGGAAAGAUUAAUGACCAACCUAACGGAUCUGAAGCAAACGGCGAUGACUCUCGGUUUGAGGAAUCAGUCCUCUACUUCCUCGCUCAGCAUUACAACUACCAUCUUAGCCGUGAUCUCGAAAAGGCAAUGUCAUACGUGGAGAAAGCAAUUGAACUCUCGCCCAAGUCUGUGGAAUGCUGGAUGACCAAGGCCAGAAUAUGGAAACACUAUGGAAACCUCACCAAAGCCGCAGAAACUAUGGAAGCUGCUCGAUUACUUGAUGACAAGGAUCGGUACAUCAACUCAAAGGCCGUCAAAUAUCAGCUUCGCCAUGAUGAGAACGAAAAGGGUCUUGACAAUAUGAGUAAAUUCACCCGGAACGAAACUGUUGGAGGUGCACUUGGUGAUUUGCAUGAGAUGCAAUGUGUCUGGUUCUUGACUGAGGAUGGAGAGUCAUACCUGCGCCAACGAAAGCUAGGUCUUGCCUUGAAACGUUUCCAUGCCAUCAGCAAUAUCUUCGAUAUAUGGCAAGAAGACCAAUUUGAUUUCCACAACUUCUCAUUACGAAAGGGCAUGAUUCGGGCAUACAUCGAUAUGAUUCGAUGGGAGAACCAAUUGCGAGAUCAUCCAUACUAUAUCAGGGCUGCUAUUGGAGGAAUAAAAUCCUACCUACUGUUACACGAUGAGCCGGAUCUUGCCCACGGACCAAUUCCAAUUAACGGAGCUGAUGGCGGCGCGGACAGUGUAGAGCGCAAGAAGGCCGUUAAAAAAGCUAAGAAGGAACAGCAGCGGCUAAAGGAGGCCGAGGCUGAAAAGCAGAGACUCAAGAAAGCCUCAGGAACAGGUGGCGGCGGUGACGCAAAGAAGGAGGACACCGAUCCUCUGGGCUUGAACCUAGUUCAUACCUCUGAUCCACUGAAGGAAGCGAUGAAAUUCUUGGGCCCCUUGCUCGAGGCCUGCCCAGGUAAUAUCGAUGCCCAGACCAUUGGCUUUGAGGUGUAUAUUCGAAGAAAGAAAUACCUACUGGCAAUCAAAUGCCUGCUCGCCGCUCAUGCCAUUGACCCAAGCAACCAAACUCUACAUGCUCAAUUAGUCAAAUUCCGCCAACAGUUCGACGCCGGUGCUGCGGGGGAGCUCACUCCACCAGACAUCAUCGAACUUAUCAACGCUGAAUUCGACCUCCUGCUACCUAGAUCUACUGAUCUAACCAAGUGGAAUGAAGAGUUCCUAUCUACGCACGCAAAGAGCGCCCCUCAUGUCCAGGCAGCACUCAGAGUCCGCCAAAUGCUUAAACCAGAUUCAAAGCCACAGGCCGAAAAGGAUCUCAUCUCGUCGAUUGACCUCGAAACCACCUCAUUAGAGCAGGCAUUAGCUGGUCUUAGCUUACUCGAUGAAUGGGGCAGCACAGCAGAGACAAAGGCUUCGUAUUCUGCUAGUGCUCGCCGCAGAUGGGCUGAGGCAUCUGUUUUUCCUCAGUGA